Molecule: messenger RNA, 4171 nt
Organism: Onychostoma macrolepis
Lineage: Eukaryota; Metazoa; Chordata; Actinopteri; Cypriniformes; Cyprinidae
Exons: 7
Coding region: 2316-3779 (487 amino acids)
Source: RefSeq, a predicted model, not a curated record
GUUUUGUUUUCUCCUACAGGAUGAAGUCAGCUGAAAUGCGCUAUCAGGUAAAAUGGGCCAAAUAAGGUUAUUGCAUCAUAUCUCUUUACAUUUUUACAGAAAAUCACAAUAAUUGAUCUUGCAUUGUUGCUUCAACACUUGUUGACAUGUAACAAUAUUUUUUACUGGUCUGAGUUUUUUAAGGCGGACAGGGCAGAGUGUUACAUGAAACUUGUAAGGUAAAAUGUAAGGUAAGUGAGCCUGACAUAGCAAAUUUCAUUAAUCACUAAUAAGGGUACUAAAACAAUUAUAAGUAAGCUUACCAACAAAGCAAAGGUUUAUGAACAAUGUUUUGACAUGCUCUUUCAAAUAAAAAAGUUUAAUUUAUAAAAUAAACUUUAACUUUUCAGCUAAAAUGGGCUGCAUACACACACACACUUUUAGACAGAAAUUAAGGGUGAAAAUUUAUAGGCCUAGAUAUGUAUCCAUACAAAAUCUUAACAGUCUUUAAAAAAAAAAUUGCAUUGCAGACAGUAUGGUAGGAGGACAAGCAAAGAAAGGAAACAGAGAGACUAGAAGAGAAAGGGGAAGUAAGGAAGAUGUCAGUAAAAUGGGCUGCACACACACACUUUUACACAGAAAUUGAGGGUGAAAAUAGGUUUAUAGGCCUAGAUAUGUAUCCAUACAAAAUCUUAACAGUCUUUAAAAAAAUACAAGCAUACACACAUACAUGCACACAAAAGACACCAAUGCACAGAAACCCACACCUACACAACAUGAUCAGUUUAUUUUUAAUUAUAAAUAACUAAAUGACAAUAACUUUAUACACGGUGCACAUUCAGAUUUAAAACUUUGCAGGUUAUUUUCAUUCACUAGAGCUGUACUACACACUGUAUGAAAGGUAAUUUUCAACUUUAACAGUUUUUCUUAUGGUCGCGGAGAUAAUUAGCGCCGCGGGCCAGAAACAAAGGGAAGAUCAAAACUUUCUACAGAACUUGUACUAUUAUGAGAAUCUUUGAAAAUUAAAUGAUGCUGACUUAGAAUCCCUUUAUUUAUAACAAAUUUAAAAAAGUGUCUUACACUUUGCCGAAUUUUACAGAGAUUGUUAAUGACUUUCCCCCAAGUUCCUCAUUCAUCAUUUGAGAAAUCUAGCACGUUCAUCACAGACAAUAUACAGCAUGGGAACCUACGUCACGCCGCGUCGGAUUCCGCCAUGUUUUAGGUCACGCUCAGGAGCACACAGCCUAAACAAAUGCAAAUCACCACAGAAAAAGCCGACCGUUUUACAUUAAUAUUUUUUGAAAAAAACAUCUUACUAGGAUGCCGAACAGCGAUGCGAGCGAUUAAGUGAAUGAACAAAACUUAAUCCGUACAAAAAGUGGCAGGGUAUUAACGAGCUGCCGCAAAUAACAUUUCCAUAUAUGAGUUCCUUCUAUUUGUGGUGUGAGGGCUUACAGUUUAAUGCAAAUCACUGUAUAUAGUAUAUUAAAUCUACAGAUGAAUUAUAAAGCCACAUUUUAUUUUAGAUGUUUACCAUACCGAGUUUCAGUUUCAUUUUCAUCCGAGUUCCGUAGUGAAUGUAGACAUCUUUAAUAUUUAUAUGAUUCAACUUAGAUCGCGUUGAAAUGAUCAAUUGCCAUAGCCUUUAUCACCAAUGUCUGCAGGUAAAACCUCUGCUUUUUCGGCAUUAUAAUGCGGAGAAAGCACGUUUUUCAUAACCGGCAGUGCAAAGGGAUAUGGCAAUUGAUGAUACAGUAAGCCUUAACCACUGCAACGCGAUCUUAAGAGGAAUAAUAUAAACAUUAAAUAAUAUAAAACGUCUACAUUCACUACCACUCAGCCUGCGUCCCAAUGUGCAUACUAUCCAUCCUAAAUUCUAUGUGACAUUAGUAAUUUUCAAUACUAUUUAGGGCAGAUAGGGUGGAUAUGCACAUUGGGACGCAGGGUCAGUCUCCGCUGUAGCUCCCGUGAGCUAAAUUCCCAGAAUGCAUUGCCGCUGUGACGAUAAUUCGAAAUAAAAUGCGAAAUUCUAUUGAAAUUGAUCGGCGCCACGAUCGUCUGAGCUCGCGCCUCACUCGAGCUGCGCUUAUUUCAAGUUUCGCAUUAUUUGAAUUUCAGCUUAUUAACAUUCCAUUACGUCACAGUGCUUCAGAUCAGUGGGAGCAAGUUCACAUUUACAUUUAUUUAUGCAUGUGGCUGACGCUUUAUUUCAAAGCAACUUGCAUUUAAUAAGCUAUAGUGUGAAGUCUAGCGUGUGACAGUAUUCUACAAUACACAAAGUCUUUUCACAGUCAACAGAGAUAGUGUUUUCAGAUUUGACUGCUCUACUGGACAUCAUGUCAAUAUCAUCAUCCGAGUUCAGUGUAUCUGAGAGUGAAGGUGUCCCUGAUGACCUUCAUGGGUCCAGAAGAGACACAUUCUCCACUGAGUUACAAUUCUGUUUCAAUAGGCUGGAUGUGUUCAAUUUAGGCACCAUCAAUGUCUAUGAUGAGAUAGAUGAUGGUAAUGAUUACAUAGACGAGUCCAGUCUUAGCAGUGCCACAUCUGAAGAUGAAAUUGAGGCGAGUGUGGUCAGCUUUGAAUCGCACUCCGACGAGGGAUCAUUUGUCUGUAGGCAGAAUACGCAAAUGUGUUGCGGCAGCAUGUUAAUGCAUAACGGAGGAUGUGAUGAUAGUCUGGGUUUGCUGAGCAUUAGCAGCAUGUCCUCUUGUGAAACCCAAAUCAUCCACCAUCCUCCAAUGUGCAACGCAUCCCUCAAUCCCCCCCAUACAUCCUCCAAUUCUAUAGAAGCAGCAGGGCCUUCUGUUAGCAUGGAUGUCCAUAGUGACAAAGAAGUGUCUUCUAUAGAGUCUACAUCUAUAGGAGUGUCACCUGUAGACUCUGUGGACAACAGCGCAGAAAACCAUGUCAGUCUAAGGAAGAAAGUGAAGAACAGGAUCUGUUCAUUCUUCAAGAGGGCAUGGAAGGCUAUAAAGCAUACUUCAUUCUCUUGUGAGACCAGAGUGGAGCCAUUUGUGCCUCCACCAGAAGACCCAGAGCCAGAUGGUGCAGAUUCAUCAUGUCCUGCAGAGCCCUCUUGUUUCAAACUAACUGAUGAAUCUGACAAGUUUGGCUAUGAAAUGGGAAUUGCUGCAUCAGGAGGCUUUAGCACAGUGAAUGAGGAAACCCCCUCAUCUAAUGGCAAAUGGACAGAAGAUGUUGAUUCCCUAGAUGAGUGCAGCCUUAGCAGCGACACAUCUGAAGAUGACUGUGGUGUGAUCAUUUGUGGCUCGUUCUCCAGAAGAAAACCGGCCCAUAGGCUGGGUGAAUGGAGCUUUAACAGUGGCAACAACCACUACAUAGUUAAAGGUGGACGUGACAGUAGCCUGGAUCUGUUAAGUAUUAGCAGUGACAUAUCCUCCACUGAGGAAAGAAGUGGUGCUUGGCAGAGUGGUCCUGAUAGAGAAACAUGUGCAUGUUCCGAUUGCAGGAACAUGUACGCAGCAGGGCCUUCAAUGAGCCUGGAGGCACAAAGUGACAAAGAUACGCCUCCUGUAGACACUGUGGAGAACAGCACAGAAAAACAUAACAGUUUGAAGAAGAUGAUGACGAAAGGGAUCUCUUCAUUCUUCAAGAAAACAUGGAAUGCCUUAAAGUGCCCCUCCCUCUGCUGCUGCUGCUGCUGCGAGGCCAGAGUUGAGCCAUUUGUGCCUCUACAAGAGGACACAGAGCCGGACUCAGAGCCAGCUGAUCCCAAACCACACUUUGUUGCAGAGUCCUCUGGUUUCAAGCCAACUGAUGAUUUUUGUCAGUUUGACUAGACAUGGUAAUUAUAGAAUCAGGAAGCUUUGGAUUUCUGUGAAACGAUUUCAACUGAUGGGGCCACUGUGAAGGCAGCAGAAACCUCAAGCCCACCACAUCAGGAUCAGAGAGCUCAGACCAGCCUUCGUCUGCCAGCCUGACCAAAUUAAUAAUAGUGAUAAUAAUAAUAACAAUUAGUUAAAAAUGGUUUUAAAAUACCAAUAACAUGAUUGGUAUACACUAUAUGCACAUGCACAAGUAGACUUGUGCCUGAAGUAGCAUAUACUUAGUUGUAUGGCCAAAGCAGUGGCAAGUUUCUAGCAGUAUUUAGCACUUAAUCUAAUUUUUUUUUUUAAAUGUUAAGGUAAAAUUUGUUUUAAAGGUAUAUUAUCUAUGUAAAUUUAUACAUUUG